AUGGGCAAAAGUAUCAUCCUCACGGGUGCUUCUCGCGCUAUCGCUAAGUAUCUCUUGCAGGCGCCACAUCGCUGCAAUGUGGUUGUUGUUGCCCGCACUGAGGCCCCCUUGCUGGAGCUUAAGGAGCAGUAUGGCACUCAGGUGCAGGUUGUCUGUGGUGAUAUCACCGACCCCCAGGUUGCCCAUAAGGCCCUUGCCCAGGCUCUCUUGUCCUACAGCAAACUCGACGGCCUUGUUAUCAAUCACGGAGUUCUUCCCCCCGUCACCCGCCUCGACCAGUUCUGCCACCGAGAGUGGGUGAAGGCGUACGAUAUUAACUUCUUCAGCGCCGUGGAGCUUGUCAAGCAAUGCAUCCCGCAUCUUCGCCUGGUUCGUGGCAGAGUCAUCUUCACUUCUUCCGGUGCUGCAACCGGACCCGUCAACGGCUGGGGCAUGUACGGCUCCUCCAAGGCGGCGUUGAACCAUCUCAACAUGACUCUGGCCCAUGAGGAGCCUGAAAUCGUCUCUAUUUCCAUCCGCCCAGGCAUGGUUGACACUGACAUGCAGCACCACCUCCGCUGUCAGCAUCUCGGCAUUCUCGGUCCCAAGGACAGCGCUAAAUUCGUCAAGGCCCAUGAAGAGGGAAAGCUGUUGAAGCCAGAGCAGCCUGGCACCGUCAUUGCCAAGCUUGUCAUGAAUGCAACUCAUGAUCUCAGCGGCAAAUUCAUCACGUUCGUCUUCUUCCUACCGUAA
Trichophyton verrucosum HKI 0517 is the source of this 732-nucleotide messenger RNA. Its product is annotated as oxidoreductase, short-chain dehydrogenase/reductase family. Gene Ontology annotation, cellular component: intracellular anatomical structure. The transcript has 3 exons. NCBI's taxonomy places the organism in Eukaryota, Fungi, Ascomycota, Eurotiomycetes, Onygenales, Arthrodermataceae. The record is from RefSeq and is a predicted model, not a curated record. The coding region runs from base 1 to 732 and encodes 243 amino acids. Gene Ontology annotation, molecular function: oxidoreductase activity, acting on NAD(P)H, oxygen as acceptor.